This is a messenger RNA of Marasmius oreades (fairy-ring Marasmius), 3473 nucleotides long. RefSeq lists its product as uncharacterized. Gene Ontology annotation, biological process: protein insertion into mitochondrial inner membrane from matrix; mitochondrial respiratory chain complex III assembly. Gene Ontology annotation, molecular function: ATP hydrolysis activity; ATP binding. The coding region runs from base 141 to 2798 and encodes 885 amino acids. NCBI's taxonomy places the organism in Eukaryota, Fungi, Basidiomycota, Agaricomycetes, Agaricales, Marasmiaceae. The record is from RefSeq and is a predicted model, not a curated record. Gene Ontology annotation, cellular component: mitochondrial inner membrane. The transcript is spliced from 7 exons.
UUCGGAACCGCCACCACAAGGGUUACUUUACUACUCCCAUCUUUGGACUACCUACGUUCACCCUUCUUCCAACCUGUCCUCAUCACCUCCCCACUCAUCUUCAUACUCUCUCUCGCCCACACUGACGAGAGCAAGACCUUAUGGACGCCAUCAAAUCUCUCGUUCAACCCCUCGUAGGAGGCGCAGGCGGCUCGGGGGUGAUUGACGGCAUGAAGCUCGUUAUGCUUGGUGGAACUGUCGAGACAGCUAGGAGAGUAUCUAGCUCUGCUUGGUCUCAUUUCGUCAACUCAUUCUUCCUAACCGCCCACUUUUCCGAGGAAGAUUACCCAUACGACUGGUUAAUGCUAUGGCUCUCCCGCCGACCCGAAUGGCAACGUUCUCGCGAAUUCGAGACGACCACACGGUCUACCACACCUGGCUUUUCGAGUAAAGUUGCGGAUAAUUCCUUUGGAGACGAGGAUUUUCUUGGCGAGGAUGGAGAGGAUCUCCUCGGCUUGGAUGUUGCGAGUGUUGCGGGGGAUGAUGAUGCUCCUGGAAGAGUCAAGACGAGGGUGGUGUUCCAGCCCACAUUUGAUAUGGCUCAUACGAUAUACUAUCGGGGACAUUUGUUGAGGGUGAAGAGGAGUAGGAAGAAUGAUGGUUGCGAGUUGUUGAGUAUUAGUGUCGUCGCCCGUUCGAACACGAUCCUCAAACAGCUUGUCUUGCAAGCCAAACGGGAAUACGAAGCUGAGGCUAUCCACCGUAUCCAGAUCUACUUUGCUGAUUCCCAUGGGAGUUGGCGGUGGACGGACUCGAGGCAUAAGCGGCCUAUGGGUUCGAUUGUUCUUAACCCUGGUGUGAAGGAGAUGUUGUUGUCCGAUACCAAGGACUUUUUGGCUAGUGAGAAGUGGUAUGCAGACCGUGGCAUUCCCUUCCGAAGGGGUUAUCUUCUCCAUGGGGUUCCGGGGUCGGGAAAGUCCAGUUUGAUUCAUGCUAUUGCUGGCGAACUGAUGUUGGAUAUCUACGUCGUUUCCCUUUCCUCCUCUUGGAUUAGCGAUAGCACACUCACCACCCUGAUGGGUCGUGUACCGGCGAGGUGUAUAUUGCUGUUGGAGGACUUGGAUGCUGCAUUUACGAGGAGUGUGACUAGGGAUGAGGAGAAGGAUAAGAAGAAGGAUAAGGACUCUAAGGAUUCGAACAACAACGACAACUCUGGUUCGAGUGGGUCCUCGGGGAGAAGUCGAAGGAGGAGAGACGAUCAGAUGAGCGAUACUAAUACGUUGAGUUUGAGUGGCCUUUUGAACGCGCUUGAUGGUGUUGCAGCUGCUGAGGGCAGGAUUUUGUUUGCGACGACAAACCACCUCGAACGUCUUGACCCUGCACUCUCUCGUCCAGGUCGUAUGGACGUUUGGGUCGAGUUUAGGAACGCAUCCAAGUGGCAAGCUGAGGCGCUCUUCCGAAACUUCUUCCCUAGUGCGGAGGAUAAAGAGUCUUCUAGGAGUUCAUCUAGAUCGUCCAGAAGUGCUUCUGUGGCUUCGAACACUACCACUACGGACGGCUUCUCUCAGUCUUCGUCGAGGCCGGCCAGUAUGGUUGCUCCUCCUGACGAAGAAGUUGCGCUGACGAAGGAAGAAGAAGACGAGCUUUCAAAGUUCGGGAUUCAACUUCCUAGUCCUCCAUCUGAGAUUUCGGUUUCGCCGACUCCUUCUACGAGUUCUUUACCAGGACGAUCGACGUCUGCCUCGCCUGCGCCACCUCACCCGCUUACGAUGACAAUGACAGCGGAACAGACGACGAUACCACCACCUCCACGAACGACGUCAUCAACCUCGUUCUCUUCGUGGUCGUUCAUGGGUUCGUCGCCUCCUGCUACACCUUCGUCUACGAUAUCGUCCAUUUCGUCUGCGUUGUGGUCGCUCCCCAGUUUAGCCUCUAGUACGGCUUCGUUGUUGUCUGGUGGUGGUGGUGGCGGUGCUGCCCACAGUGCUGCCACUGGUGCUGCUGUUGUACCAGGAAGAAAUAAAACGCCCAAAGCUCUCCAACACGCAAAGUCACCGUCAUCAGCUGCUUCAUCUCAAUUUGGAGCCAACAACCAAUCUUACCUCCCUCCACCGGUGGAAGAAACUAUUGCGAAAGCCGCGCAUUCCGCGAAGCCUCUUGAUAAAGACACGCUUAACCGGUUAGCGAGGAAGUUUGCGGAUGCGAUACCGGAAGAGGAGUUUUCUGUUGCGGCGCUGCAGGGGUAUUUGUUGAAAAACAAGAGUAGGCCUGAGGAAGCUGCUGAUGAGGCGAUGGGGUGGGUUUUGGAGGAGAGGAGGAUUAAGUCCAAGUUGGAGAGGGAGAAGGAGGAGAGGAAGGUUAAGAGGGAGAGGAGGAAAAAGGAUCGGGAGGAAGAGGAGACCAAGAAGGAGAAAGAGGAGGAGAGGAAGAAGAAGGAAGAGGAGAGGAAGAAGGCGGAGGUGGUGGUGGACGUGAUGGCGACGCCAGCAACAGCUGAAGUGCUAGCAGCAUUGGAAACUGUGUCAACCACGACGACGGCGGUGGCGGCUUCGCCUUCGCCUUCACCGCCGCCAGCAGACACGAUAGUGACGACGACGACGACAGAACCGGUACCAGCGGCACCGGCUCCAGUUCAGGCCGAACCUGCUGUCGUUUCUCUUCCUGAGACACCUGAAGAGAGUGAUAGCGAGAGUUCCUCUGAUGAUAGUGACGAAGAGAACUUACCGCCUGGUGUUAGGUCGAGGGCUGUCAGGGCUAAUCCACCGGUUAGGUCGUCAGGGUGGGGUGAUGGUUGGACUAUGGGCGAUGGGUGGAAUUGACUAGAUGUGGGUGAGAGUUUGGAUGGUUCGAUGGUUUUCGUUGCACCUAUCCCACUCGAGGCCCCUCCUACAGAGCCUUCUACGCCUACGCUAGAUAUUCCUUCAACGUCACGUGCUUCUACGUCCUGUGCUUUAUCGUCAACCUCUACCCGACCUACCUCACCACCACCACCACCGCUUACGCUUACAACGAGACAAGUGGGCGGGCUCACUCGACUCGGCGGGCACUAUCCAAUUCAGCUGUGGUAUGCGGUGUUGAUGCAGUUUAUAGUUUCUCUGUUUACAUGAAAUCAAAUUGCCCCUAGUUCUCGUUUUCUUUGUACAAGUCUUCCAAAAAUCUGCCCACUCCAUCCCCCUCAUCAUUUUGCAAUCUUUUUCUUACUUUCUCAUGGAUUUCUCAUUCGCGUUUGAUGCCUCUCCCCCCCCACGCCACCCCAAUUCAUGGACACCUCUUCCCCCUCGUGGUUAUACUCCCUUUGCUUUGCUUGCUCGAAAUUCGUGUGUAAAAUAAUCCCUGCCCCCUGCCCCCUUCUUCGUCGAUAGUUGAUAUCUUCUUGCGAUGCGCAUACGCAUUUGUAUAUGGAUGACCCCCCCCCCCCAACCUUUUUUUUGGUCGAGUUGUAUAUGGAUCCUUCUCUCUUUCUUUACCGCAAUGAAUGCAUAUAUGAGUCCAUG